AUGAACCUAGCACAGAAGUUCAUUCAGGCCUCCGAUAUCUGUAAAACACACGAGGAGCCUAGCUUCGGGAAGAGAAAGCAUGAGUAUACCCCUCGAGCGGACAACCCCAGAGAUGUCCCUUGGAAAGAGAAAGACAAAAAGCCUCGAUUAGAAAACCACUGGAAUAAUCCCCGGUACAACCUGAAUCAAAGAGAGAUCUACUUGGAUAUCAAAGGGAAGUAUCCCCUGCCAAAACCCAAUCCCAUUCGAACAUCAGCCAGCAAGCGAGAUAAGAGGCUCUGGUGCGAGUUCCAUCACGAUUGUGGUCACACCACGCGUGAAUGUCGGGAAUUAAAGAGAGCACUCGACAAGCUGGCCGACGAAGGAAAAUUGAACCGAUAUCUGAAGGAUCUAAAAGAAAAGAAAGUCGAACCCCGCCAGGAAAAGCAGGCUCGAAGUGACGAGACUGCAAGGUAUGUUAACGUUAUCGCAAGAGGGUUCGCCUCGGGAGGCUUAACCAGCCGCUCUCGUAAGAAGCACCUCUACACCCUGAAACACGGGAGUGAUGCGACCUCCUCCGCCAUAUGCCCGACUAGGACUUUCAAAGACAGCCGUCGACCUAUACAAACCCCGCACGACGACCCUCUGGUUGUCGAAAUAAAGAUAGCCAAUCUACGGGUAGGUCGAGUUCUGAUUGAUAGCGGGAGCUCUGCGGAUAUCAUCACUAUGGAUUGCUUGAGAAAGCUGAAGUACGAAGAAAAAGAUCUCGCCCCUAUCGACCAGCCGCUGGUAGGAUUUGGGGGGUAA
Beta vulgaris subsp. vulgaris (sugar beet) is the source of this 786-nucleotide messenger RNA. RefSeq lists its product as uncharacterized. Lineage: Eukaryota; Viridiplantae; Streptophyta; Magnoliopsida; Caryophyllales; Amaranthaceae. The transcript has a single exon. The record is from RefSeq and is a predicted model, not a curated record. Bases 1 to 786 code for a protein of 261 amino acids.